AUGAUUUUGGAAUUCGCCACUCUUAGUCGACUGACCGGGAAUCCCAUCUACGAGGAGAAGGCAGCACAAGCCAUGUCCUACAUAUGGAAGCAGCGGAACCGUUUCUCAGAUCUCGUUGGAACUGUAAUAAACAUUCACAAUGGAGAGUGGGUCCGCCGUGAAUCCGGUGUCGGCGCUGGUAUCGACUCGUACUACGAGUACUUGUGGAAAGCCUACGGCCUACUCGGCGAGCCCGUCUACCUGCAUCGUUUCCAGACUCACUACUCGGCCGUGGAACGUUACCUGGGUGGUUUCAACAGUCGCACCUUCCCCUUCUCCUUCCUCAGUGUCUACAUGCACAAACCGUCGGAGAGAUCCAGAAACUUCAUGGACGCUCUGCAAGCCUUCUGGCCCGGAUUACAGAUGAAUUCUGGUGACAUGAAGGCUGCGGUCGCGUUGCACGAGAUGCUUUACCAGGUGCACAGGCACCACAAACUACUGCCAGAGGCCUUCACACCUGAUAUGGACGUGCACUGGGCCUAUCACCUCUUGCGACCUGAACUGAUUGAGUCCACUUACUUACUCUACCAGGCCACUCGGGAUCCCUACUACCUUCGCGUGGGUGCAGACAUUCUGGAGAGCCUGAACCGGUGA
Dibothriocephalus latus is the source of this 633-nucleotide messenger RNA. NCBI's taxonomy places the organism in Eukaryota, Metazoa, Platyhelminthes, Cestoda, Diphyllobothriidea, Diphyllobothriidae. The record is from the annotation of a GenBank genome assembly.